Xenia sp. Carnegie-2017 is the source of this 1537-nucleotide messenger RNA. RefSeq names its product nuclear factor NF-kappa-B p105 subunit-like. Gene Ontology annotation, molecular function: protein binding. Lineage: Eukaryota; Metazoa; Cnidaria; Anthozoa; Malacalcyonacea; Xeniidae. Bases 799 to 1299 code for a protein of 166 amino acids. The transcript is spliced from 5 exons. The record is from RefSeq and is a predicted model, not a curated record.
UGACCGGUUAUAUUACGACAACCGUCUAACGUGAAAUUCGUCUUUGCCAGAGCAUUUAUAUGCUUUAAUUUUGUGCAGUAAAUUUACCAAACUAUUUCAUUCCAAAGCUGCAUUUAGGUGCGACAGCUAAAAGGAAAAUUACCACCAUUAACAAUACAAGAUGAUGACAACACAAGAAAACAAGAACGGCGUUGUAAUGGGUUCACCCAAACAACCCAGAGCUGUUGAAAAAAUGAAGGAAGACUAUCGUCAGUACUCUAAUGAUAGCGAUUCUAGAGUGGAUUCGGGUUUGGGAAGCAUGUCGGAAAAUGAAAGCCAACAUUCUCUCAGUUCUUGUACAGACAGUUAUUAUGACGAAACGCGAAAUCAACAAUGCGUGUCGAGCCCCAACGAUUCAAUGGAUAUGAAAAAAGUCAUAAAUAAAACUGAGGAUUUGAAGAUAGACGAAGGUUAUGAUUCAAUGACUUCGAAAAUAAAUUACUUUCAAAUGAAUGUGCAUUGUGUACAGAGUUUUGCUCAAACGCAAAACCUGCGUUUUAUGAUGGCGGCUAGUUGGCCAUAUUUCCUGGUACGAAAUGGCGAUGGAGACACAUCAUUACAUUUGGCAAUUAUCAAUUGCAAUGCUGAAGUCAUUGAUGCUAUUGUGGAUGUAUUACCAAAAAGGGAAUACUUUGAUCUUUACAACAAUUUAAUACAAACGCCACUUCAUUUGGCAGUGAUAACAAGACAGCAUGGGGUUGUUUCAAAACUUAUUAAUCACGGAGCUAGUGUUGAACUUGUAGAUAGAAAUGGUCAGACAUGUAUACAUCUUGCUUGCUAUCAUGGAGACUUAAAAUUUCUGAAAGCUAUUUUAAAUCAUGCCCAAAAUAUUUGGAUCACAAGCUGCAGUUGCAAGAGUUACUGGAAUCACGAAAUUUUGAUGGUUUGACUCCUCUUGGUGUUGCAGUAAAAGAGAAUCAUAUUAAUAUUGUUAGAGAACUUAUUAAACUUGGAGCAAAUACAAAUGCUAUGGACAGUAAAAGUGGUAAUACAGUAUUGCAUUUAGCAGCUGAAAACAACAAUCUUCCACUGUUGUCUUGUUUAUUGUUUGAAGGCCAGGCAGACCCUAAUGCACAAUCAUUUUCUGGCUGCACCCCUUUGCACAUUGCUGCAGGAUUGAAAUUUGAGACAAUUGUAGCAACUCUUGUUGCAGUUGGGGCAAGUACAACAAUAGAAAACGGUGAAGGAGAUACCCCAUUUGAAAUAGCUAAUGAUGAUGACAUAGAUGAGGAUGAUAACUGUAUAGAUGUGGAUGAUUAAAUCUCUGAAGCUCCCAAGCCUAGUAUCAUGUAUAGAAAUGUUCAGAAAAUUUUAAUGGGAUUGAGGGUAAGGUGAGCUCAGAAAGAAAAGAAGGGAUAAAGGAUAAAAAGGGUAAGGUGGGCUCAGAAAGAAAAGAAGGGAUAAAGGAUAAAAAGGGUAAGGUGAGCUCAGAAAGAAAAGAAGGGAUAAAGGAUAAAAAGGGUAAGGUGAGCUCAGAAAGAAAAGAAGGGAUAAAGGA